This is a messenger RNA of Lindgomyces ingoldianus, 309 nucleotides long. RefSeq lists its product as uncharacterized. The record is from RefSeq and is a predicted model, not a curated record. NCBI's taxonomy places the organism in Eukaryota, Fungi, Ascomycota, Dothideomycetes, Pleosporales, Lindgomycetaceae. Bases 1 to 309 code for a protein of 102 amino acids. The transcript has 3 exons.
AUGCCUAAGGAGAAGACUACCCGUGGCAAGGGCAAGACUGCGAAGACUGAUUCUGGCAAGAAGAAAAAGGACCCUAACGCACCCAAGCGUGGUCUUUCUGCCUACAUGUUCUUCGCCAAUGAGCAGCGUGAGAAGGUCCGUGAGGACAAUCCUGGCAUCAAGUUUGGUGAAGUCGGCAAGAUGCUCGGCGAGAAGUGGAAGGGUCUCUCUGACAAGCAGCGUGCCCCGUAUGACGCUAAGGCUGCUGCCGACAAGAAACGAUACGAAGAGGAGAAGGCCACAUAUGCUGCCGUAAGUGAGGAUGAAUAA